Prosopis cineraria is the source of this 1662-nucleotide messenger RNA. Its product is annotated as tubulin beta chain. The transcript has 3 exons. The record is from RefSeq and is a predicted model, not a curated record. Gene Ontology annotation, molecular function: GTP binding; structural constituent of cytoskeleton; GTPase activity. Gene Ontology annotation, biological process: microtubule cytoskeleton organization; mitotic cell cycle. Gene Ontology annotation, cellular component: cytoplasm; microtubule. The coding region runs from base 107 to 1447 and encodes 446 amino acids. NCBI's taxonomy places the organism in Eukaryota, Viridiplantae, Streptophyta, Magnoliopsida, Fabales, Fabaceae.
CCUUUCAAUCUCUUACCGCCACUGAACAGAGGCUUGUUCGUCCUCACCCCUCGUCCCUCUUUCCCUCUCAGAUCUUCCCUUGAUUUUCCGUCACUUUCCUGAGAAAAUGAGAGAGAUCCUUCACAUCCAGGGUGGUCAAUGUGGUAAUCAGAUCGGCGCCAAGUUCUGGGAGGUUAUCUGCGACGAGCAUGGCAUUGACCAUACCGGCAAGUACAGCGGCGAUUCUGAACUCCAGCUCGAGCGCAUCAAUGUCUAUUACAACGAGGCCAGCGGAGGCAGGUAUGUUCCGCGCGCCGUUCUUAUGGAUCUGGAGCCUGGUACCAUGGAUUCUGUUAGAUCCGGUCCAUUUGGUCAGAUCUUCCGCCCGGAUAACUUCGUCUUUGGGCAAUCUGGUGCUGGAAACAACUGGGCUAAGGGUCAUUACACCGAGGGAGCUGAGCUAAUCGAUUCGGUAUUGGAUGUUGUGAGAAAGGAAGCCGAGAAUUGUGAUUGCUUGCAGGGAUUUCAGGUCUGCCACUCUUUGGGGGGAGGAACUGGCUCUGGCAUGGGAACGCUUCUCAUUUCAAAGAUCCGGGAAGAGUAUCCAGAUCGGAUGAUGUUGACCUUUUCUGUCUUUCCCUCCCCAAAGGUUUCCGACACAGUUGUAGAGCCCUACAAUGCCACACUUUCUGUGCAUCAGCUUGUCGAAAAUGCUGAUGAAUGCAUGGUCUUGGACAACGAGGCUCUCUAUGACAUCUGCUUCCGAACUUUGAAGCUUGCCACCCCAACUUUUGGUGACCUUAACCACCUCAUCUCUGCUACCAUGAGCGGUGUUACUUGCUGCUUACGAUUCCCUGGGCAGCUGAACUCUGAUCUUCGAAAACUUGCUGUGAAUCUUAUCCCAUUCCCUCGUCUCCACUUCUUUAUGGUUGGAUUUGCACCUUUAACGUCAAGAGGAUCCCAGCAGUACCGUGCCUUGACAGUGCCUGAGUUGACACAGCAAAUGUGGGAUGCUAAGAACAUGAUGUGUGCUGCAGAUCCACGCCACGGUCGCUAUUUGACUGCGUCAGCAAUGUUCCGUGGUAAAAUGAGCACCAAGGAGGUGGAUGAACAGAUGAUCAAUGUCCAAAACAAGAACUCUUCUUACUUCGUUGAGUGGAUUCCUAACAAUGUCAAGUCUAGCGUGUGUGACAUCCCACCUAAGGGCCUUAAGAUGGCUUCUACUUUUAUUGGAAACUCAACAUCAAUUCAGGAGAUGUUUAGGAGAGUCAGUGAGCAAUUCACUGCUAUGUUCAGGCGUAAGGCUUUCUUGCACUGGUACACGGGUGAGGGAAUGGACGAAAUGGAGUUCACGGAAGCCGAGAGUAACAUGAACGAUCUGGUGGCUGAGUAUCAGCAAUACCAGGAUGCUACCGUUGAUGAGGAAGAGUAUGAGGAGGAGGAGGAGGAAGAGGGGAUUGCUGUCUGAGGAGUGCCUGUGAGUUCUCAAGGUUGUAUGAAAUUUCAUUAUGGUUGGCUUUGAGCGAGUGGUCAAGUUGUAUGCUAUUGUCUGAAUUGUGGAUCAUUGUAUAAUCUUGGUUUGUUGACAACGCUUCUGUUUUUUGCAAUUUAAUCUUGAAUGUCUGUAGUAGCGAAGUAGGUAGAUAAUUCUUAUACAUCUUUGCAGUUUUCGUUUUUGUAUAA